AAUCAGAUCUGCUGGGAAGCCUCCCGUCGUUAUACGCCAGCCACAUACAAUCAGAGUGAUUGCCUACAAGAAUGGGACAAGAGAAACCUCUGCUAAAGUCACAGCUUCUAACAUAACCACGGUGAAGUUCCUCUCUACCUUAUUCACAAAUGUUUUCUUGAAAAGACUAACUAAGAGCUUGACAUUUUGUAUUCAUAUCAGGAGGGUCAAACUCAUUUUGUCCCGGGGCCCGCAUUCGGUCUACAACGAGGUCCGGAGGGCCGCACUGAAAAGUGGUUAUAUUUCCUCUAUCCAUCGUUUUUUAAUUUUUUUAUGCUCUCUGACUGUCUAGCUUUCAUUUUGGUUGUUUUUUAGCGAGCUGGACACAGUCAAUAACUCUAUGAAUGUAGGUCCUUUAUCAUUUCAACACAGUUUCGAUUUGGUUUUAGUCAUUUUAAAGUAUAUUGAGUUUAUUUUAAUUCAAACCACACUCUGGCUGGAUUGGACCCUCUCGUGGGCACAGCUGAUUUAUACAAAACCCCCUUGAAUCCUAAUGAUACUUGUUCCUUGUUGGUAUUUCAGCUUCAGGAGAACACAUCUAAACUGAAGCUGAACUCUGCAGCCAGAAGGAUCUUCCUGUCAGACGGUACAGAGGUUUCUCUACCUAAGGACCUGGUCAUCGAUUUAGAGGCGUUCGUCUCAAUGGGAGAGGCUUUCCUGGACCCACAGAGAGAAAUCUG
Coregonus sp. 'balchen' is the source of this 719-nucleotide messenger RNA. The record is from the annotation of a GenBank genome assembly. NCBI's taxonomy places the organism in Eukaryota, Metazoa, Chordata, Actinopteri, Salmoniformes, Salmonidae.